This is a messenger RNA of Drosophila busckii, 3449 nucleotides long. RefSeq names its product HEAT repeat-containing protein 6. The transcript has a single exon. NCBI's taxonomy places the organism in Eukaryota, Metazoa, Arthropoda, Insecta, Diptera, Drosophilidae. Gene Ontology annotation, molecular function: protein binding. The coding region runs from base 47 to 3403 and encodes 1118 amino acids. The record is from RefSeq and is a predicted model, not a curated record.
UUGGUUUCACAUUUACUUUAAAACAAAUGUUUGCCUUUUUAUAUUAAUGGAAAAAGUGGGAAGAGCCUAUGAGGCACUUAUAUAUAAUAUAAAUGAACGCGCGCGUAAUGCAAACCCCGCACAACAAGCGCAUUAUCAACGACAGCUGCAGUUUCUGCGCAGCGUCGAAAGUCAGACUGUAGCACGACCAUAUGGUGUUAAGCUAGCGGCGCAGCUAGCGCAGCUGCUUGACGAGGAGGUGCAACAAUCAAAUGUGAGUACAGAUGAGCCAUUGAAUCUUAAUGCAUGGCUUACCUGGUUAAACGAGCUGUUGCUGAGUCGCAAGCUGGAGAAUGCGCAGCCGCUGCUCGAGUGGAUGCUGCGGUCUGUCGCAGAGAAGCAGACUCCUGAUACACUGUGCUGCCUGUUGUCGCUGCUUAAGCCACUUACAGCGUCACAGGCACGCAUGUGUUGGGCACAGUUGGCGCCAAUAAAGCCGCCUGGCACAGUGGAGACGGCACUGUUGUUGGUUCUCUGCCAGGAGACAGUGUUUGCUGCUCUAUGUCUAGGAGAGACACCACUGGAGAAACAUGAAAUGGAACUGAGUGCGCAGCUGGCGACUGCGCUGCUGGAUUCGCACUACGAAGGAUGCUGGGCGAGAAUGCAGACGCCGACGGCACUCGAGGAGGAGCAGCUGACAUUGCUGUUAACGCAUACGCUGCAGCUACUGCAGCAGAUUGCAGCGCAUCAUGAGGAACUGGCGCUGGAGCAAGCACCCGAGUUAUUAGGACUCGCCUUGGCCAAUUUGCGAUUCGGAGCGGGUGUCGAAGUUGGAACAGCGACAAUCAAACCACAGCUACCACAUCGAGUGCAGCCUGCACAGCAGUCAGCAGCUUAUGACCAGGAGGAGGAGGGCAACGCGAGUACUCAAAACACUGCAACGACAGGGCGACGCGUUAAGUCGCGCAAGAUGCGUUCCUUGGCUAAGCACCGCGCCAACAAUAACAACAGCAGCAACAGCAACACCAGCAACAACAACAUGCCUGACAACAGCCAUUCCGUAGCUGGCCCAGCUGGCGGGGAUCGACUUCUGCAGCUGCUGCUGCACAACAGUGACUACGGCAGCAAGACGCCUAGCGGUGAUUCCGACUGCAGCGCCACUGCGCAGCUGGUGGGACAGAAGCAGCAACGUCAGUGCCAGGUGAAGGUGCGCAUGGCCGCGCUACAACUCCUCGGUGUUGUCACCAAGCAGCUGCCCCGACGCCAGCUCUAUGGCUACUGGCAUGCACUAUUUCCCAGCGUUUCUGGUGUCACGACUGUACCUGCCGGCGGCUGUGAGGCAAAGGAUCAGCUACUGUUCAUUGGACUCUCGGAUACCAAUGUGCGCUGUCGCGCGCUGGCACUGCAGCUGGCGGCACAGCUUCUGUAUGGGUCAAGGACGUACCUGGGACAAGCGAGCAGCGCUGUUGCCCCAAGCAACUAUACACCGUUCUCAGUGAGCCUGGCAAGCAGCGUGCUGGAGGCGUACCGUCUGCUGACGGCCAUAUUGGUGCGGGAGUAUGCAACGCCAGUGCUGACGCAGUGUCUCAGGUGCUUGGCGGUGCUGGUGCAGGCGACGCCGUUCGAACAGCUGGAGAUGGGCUUUGUGUAUGAGUUUGUGCCGCUGGUGAAGAAGCUGGCGGGUCAUGCGGACACCAAUGUUAAGGUAUCGGCGUUGCUGGUGAUGGAAAUGCUUGUGGCAACGCCACGGCUUACGCAGGAGAUUGCUUGUGCCAUUGGACUGCCGCUUAAUGAGCGUGGUCGAAGCGUGGCCAAAGUGAGAAAUGCUGUUCAGCAACAAGCGAUGGAGCAACAGGUUCUAGAGCAGCAGUUCGAACAGCUCUGUCACUCUGACGACGAGGAGGAGGAAGUAGAAGUAGAAGCUGAUGAGCAGCAGGAGCAAGAAGAGCAGGAGGCGCAUCAGGACACGGAACAGUCGGCAUGCUGGCCACGCAUACCACGCAACUCCUGGCUACUACGUCUUGUGCUACGAUAUUUGGACUGCCCCUCUAGCCCAGCGCCGCUGCGCAUCGAAUGCCUCCAGGUGCUGCUGGCCAUGGCCACGCACUUUGCGCUGCUGCGUGAGCAUUUGACGCGCUUGGCCACGUUACUCAGUGCCGCUUUCGAGGAUGCCUCGCUGGAUGUGCGUCUCUACGCUGCCCGCUGCCUAGACGCCUUGGGCUAUCAACUGGCGCGCCAAGAGCUGCAGCCAGCAACACAGCAACAGCAGCAGCAGCAGCUGAACUUCUGGCUACGCAUGCUGCCCUCCAUCUAUGCCGCCUACACGGGCGCAGCAACGGCGACGCUCAAGUGUGCGCUCUGCGAUGCACUGGCCAACAUUGGUGCCAGCAACUUUGAACGCUUGCCGCAGCCGCAACGCAAUGGGCUGCUGGCGUUUCUCUGCGGCUGCAGCAGCGACGAUGCCGCUGAGCGUCUGGUGCGCGCGGCAGCGCUGCGUGCGUUGGCUGUCUACGUCAUGCUGCCUACGCUGCGCGGGGAUCUGGUGUUUGUGGAGCAUGCCGCUGAGUUGGCGCUACGCCUGAGCGCGGAUCAGCAGCUGGCGGUGCGCAUCAAGGCUGCCUGGGCGCUGGGCAACAUUAGUGAUGCCUUGGUGGCGCCCAGUCAACAACAGGAGGAGCGCAUCUCGCAGUCGCUGCUGACUCAACUGAUUGAGGCCGCCAUUGCGGGUUGCUGCGAUCAUGAUAAGGUGCGCGCUAAUGCAGUGCGCUCCUUGGGCAAUCUCUUGCGUCUGCUGCCUGGUGAGCAGCAGGCGUUGCUGCAGCGCGGCAUGUCCAAGCUGCUGGAUUGUGUGCGUGCGGCGGGCAGCGCCAAGGUCAAGUGGAAUGCCUGCUACGCCAUUGGCAAUUUGGUACGCAAUCGUGCGCUCUUUGCCGCCAGCGCUGGAUCUGCGUCAACGCUCUUCACCGCGCUCAGCCAACUGAUCGUGCAGCAUGCAAACUUUAAGGUGCGCAUCAAUGCCACCGCCGUGCUGCUGCAGAUCGAGCAGCGUGCGGACUUUGGCACACACUUUGCGGCCGUAUGGCGCUCACUCAUGGCCGCCGUCGAGCGCUCCAAUGCACUGGACACCUUUGAGGAGUACAAUCAUCGCGAUGGCUUGCAGCAGCAACUCUGCCUGGCCAUGGCCCAUUUGCUGGAGCGUGUGCGUCCAGAUGAUUUGUGUGCUUGCGGGAGUGCGCUGGAGGCUCACCUGGAUGUGGUCAGCAGCACAUGGCGCCGUGUAGCGUAUCGCAUUGUGCCGGAGCAGGCGACACCUUUGUUCACCUGCAGUCUGCUCCUGCAGCAGCGUCUCAGCGGCGGCACCCUGAACAGCGAGCAGCGCAAUGCCCUCACAUUCCUCGCCAGCACUCUGCGCCUGGAGAGCUAACAAUCAAAUGAUAUUUAUACUAAGAUCAAUAAACUGUAUUUAUGCA